Messenger RNA from Lutra lutra (Eurasian river otter), 4744 nucleotides. RefSeq names its product synaptotagmin 12 (gene SYT12). Gene Ontology annotation, cellular component: membrane. Gene Ontology annotation, molecular function: clathrin binding; phosphatidylserine binding; SNARE binding. The transcript has 8 exons. The record is from RefSeq and is a predicted model, not a curated record. The coding region runs from base 313 to 1578 and encodes 421 amino acids. Lineage: Eukaryota; Metazoa; Chordata; Mammalia; Carnivora; Mustelidae. Gene Ontology annotation, biological process: regulation of dopamine secretion; cellular response to calcium ion; regulation of calcium ion-dependent exocytosis.
GGCGGGCGAGCGCGAGGGAGCGCGCGGCGGGCUCCUGGGAGCGUGCCCGGACUGCGGCGCAGCUCCCGUCCGCCGCCCCGGCCCGGCUGAGCCCCCGGCCCGCGCCGCGCUCCUCCGAAGGGGCCGCCGGGCGGCACUGCAGGGGUGGCGUUGCGGGAGACGGCCGGGCCUGGCGCGGGUGCGUGCGCGCUGCAGGAGGCCGGCCGGGAGUCGGGAGCCGGGAACCGGGAGCCGGGAGCCAGGAGCCCGAGCAGGAGCCGAGAGGCGGCCCCUCCGUGGAGCCGGGGCCCGGCUGCUGCAGCAGGCAUCACCAUGGCCAUGGACGUGGCUGAAUACCACCUGAGCGUCAUCAAGAGCCCCCCUGGCUGGGAGGUGGGUGUCUACACUGCUGGGGCCCUGGCACUGCUGGGAAUUGCAGCUGUGAGCCUGUGGAAGCUCUGGACAUCGGGGAGCUUCCCCAGCCCCUCCCCGUUCCCAAACUAUGACUACAGGUACCUUCAACAGAAGUACGGGGAGACCUACGCAGAGGCCAAGCAGAAGAGAGUGCCUGCCUGGAAUGCCCCACGGGCCAGCACGCGGGGACCACCCAGCCGCAAAGGCAGCCUCAGCAUUGAGGACACCUUUGAGAGCAUCAGCGAGCUGGGACCGCUGGAGCUGAUGGGCCGGGAGCUGGACCUGGCCCCCUACGGGACCCUCCACAAGUCGCAGUCGGCUGACUCGCUGAACUCCAUCUCCUCCGUGAGCAACACCUUCGGGCAGGACUUCACACUGGGCCAGGUGGAGGUGAGGAUGGACUACGACACGGCCUCGCACACCCUCCACGUGGCCGUGCUGCAGGGCAAGGACCUCCUGGAGCGGGAAGAAGCCGGCUUCGAGUCCUGCUUCAUGCGAGUUAGCCUGCUGCCCGACGAGCAGAUCGUGGGCAUCUCCCGGAUCCAGAGGAAUGCCUACUCCAUCUUCUUUGAUGAGAAGUUCUCCAUCCCCCUGGACCCUGCCGCCCUGGAGGAGAAGAGCCUGCGGUUUUCUGUGUUUGGCAUCGAUGAAGACGAGCGGAAGGUCAGCACGGGCGUGGUUGAGCUGAAGCUCUCUGUCCUCGACCUCCCCCUGCAGCCCUUCAGCGGCUGGCUCUACCUCCAGGACCAGAACAAGGCUGCUGAUGCUGUGGGUGAGAUCUUGCUGUCCCUGAGCUACCUCCCAACAGCUGAGCGCCUCACGGUCGUGGUGGUGAAAGCCAAAAAUCUCAUCUGGACCAAUGACAAGACCACAGCAGACCCCUUUGUCAAGGUGUACCUGCUUCAGGAUGGGAGGAAGAUGAGCAAAAAGAAGACGGCUGUGAAGAGGGAUGACCCCAACCCGGUGUUCAACGAAGCCAUGAUCUUCUCGGUGCCAGCCAUCGUGCUCCAGGACCUGUCUCUCCGUGUGACAGUGGCUGAGAGCAGCAGCGACGGCCGAGGGGACAACGUGGGCCAUGUCAUCAUUGGGCCGUCUGCCAGUGGCAUGGGCACCACGCACUGGAACCAGAUGCUGGCCACUCUGCGUAGGCCCGUGUCCAUGUGGCACCCUGUUCGGCGAAACUAGCAGCUGGCACGACGGGCCGGGGUGGGCACUGAGCCUGGCCCAUGCUCAGCUCUAAUGCCCCUCCCUAGUCCAGCGGGAGCCAUGAAUGUUGGGGUCCCCUGCCAGAGCCCCCAUGAGCCAUUUUGGUCCUUCUGUCCAGACUGCAGUGGAGAAGCGGGCCUGGCCAGGUGUCUAGGGACCCAAGGUUUUCUCCCACAGAGGGCCUGCUGGGGCUGGGCCAUGACCCAUGGAAGGCAGCCUGGCACUGGUUCAUUGUGCUCCCACUUUGAGAUCCCCCUGUUCCUCGGCCUGGGGCAUUGGGGCUUGGUCUCUCAGGGCUCUCCACAUCCCACCCUGCUGGGAGACCAGUGCUAAGUGGGGUCAGGUACGGGGAAACGCGUGAGUCUUGGGGGCCAGAUGCUGUGCUAGAUACCACAGACAUGACAUGAAGAGGACACGGCCCUUAGGAUGUCCGGAAGACAAGACUCCCCUGUCCUGGGGUUCUGCUCAGUGCUGAAUGCCACCAUGGCAGAGCUCUGGGGGCUGCGAGGACAGGAUGGGAGCCAUGCCCUGAGGGGCAGGAAAAGAACAGAGUGUGUCCCAUGCAGGCAGCCAGCCCUAGCAAGGCAGGGACAGGAACUUCCCUGUCACUAACUGUCCUCAGCCUACUGGAGUGGACACAACGACCUUUCUCUGGGCAGGAGAAGUGACCAGGAGACCAGGCUGACUCCGGAAUCACGCUCCAUGAAAUCUGCUCCCUCCAUCCAUAACCCUGGCAAGGCCCAGAGAUCCUGAGAGGCCCAGAGCCAGGUCCCUGCGUUUGGUCUCCACUGGAUUAGGCAUUGGCUCUAUACUUCCAGGCCAGGCCCUAUUGGGAAGAGAGAUGCCUCAGCCUGUGGGUAGCCAGUGGGUAGUGGGGCCAGAAGACAGACUGCAGGGGUGGGAGGAAAGGGGUGGCCUGAGCAGAGGCAGGGAGGGGAAGUCAAGGGGCAUCCAGAUUGGCGGGGGGGUGAGAAGGAAGGGUUUGAAUGCCAGACUGGGAAGGAGGGGCACUGGGGGUCCUAGGUCAAGUUCCAGAAGCGAACCCUGAGAUUCUUAGGCAAGGAGUUAGUUAGGAGAGCAGGGAGCCUUCCUCCAUCUGGAGAAAACUGGAGGGGAGAGAGGAGAGCCGUGAGCAGGGGCAGACUCCAAGCACGUCGUGGCUUCUGGAGUGUCCAGCCUAAUGGCCUGAGGAGCCCUGUUGUGUGAUUGGCCCCUGGAGGGAUCCUGACCAGAAAAAAAGGGGCUGGACUGUUUGGCCCCCCACCAGGGCUUCGGCUACCACCCACCCCAGCUGGAGGAGGAGAGCGCACACUCUCCAGCUGUCACUGGCUGCGGCAGCCCCUGUGCGUGAGAAGCAGGCAGCUGAGGGGUGGGGGUGGGGAGGGUGGCCUGCAGCAGCAUCCGCUCCCCGGGGCCACCCACAGGUCAACGCAGGGGCUCUCGGGUUGCCACAGGCCCUGGUGAGCUAUGGAGACCUAGGCCCAACCUGUCACCCCCAGUGCCUCUGGGAGAGCCCAGUCAUGGGACUGGAGGCAGAACUGUGGGCCCAGCCCUGUGGCUGGCACCGGAAGGUCUGCAUGGCCCGCUACGGAGGUCAGGGGCACAGCGGAGGAGCCUCUGCAGCUGGGGAGCCUCUGCAGCCGGGGAGACCCAGACCGUUUCUGCCCCAGGGCAGCCUUUACACCCACCUUCUCUUCCCCCUCUUUCCCUCCCUCUAACUGCAUGAAAUGUGGACUGUGGACCCAGGACGGGCACGGUGGGGACCGAGUCUGCUGACUGGAAUGAUUCUAGAACCAAAAUAAAGCUGGGGCAGGAAGGAGGGGGCUUCCAGGGAGCCUUGCUCGGCCCCAAAUCACCUUUGUCUCUACUCCAGGAAUGGGGACUUGGGUCUCUGUGUGGGUUACUCUGAGCAGACUGCCCUGCUGCUGAGUACCCAGAAGGGAAGGAGGCCUCUGUCUGGCUGGGAGUCUAGCACAAGAAGUAAUGCCAUCGGACUGCUUGGGAGGCUCUAAUAAGGGGCCCUAAGCCAGGCCUGGCAGGGAGGAUGGCAGUAGGGAAUACCACGGAGGGCUUCCUGGUGGUGUCUCUGAGCCAUCUUCAGGGAAAGAACCAUAGGGUUGAAAAAGGUAGGACAAGGCCCAAAAAGCAUUUCUGGAACAGGGAACAAGACACAAAAGGGCAGGAGUGGGCAAAAAUUGAGGCCAAUUAGUCAACCUUGCUAGAGCAAAUUUGGGGGAGGCUGAGGACAAGGGACCCAAAAGAAAGGCUUAGAGGGGAGAAGGGUCGCACACGUUCAGUGAGUGCAGGUGCCAGCGGGCCACCCUGUAACCCUCGCUAUCCUAGGGGAGGUUCAGUUAUCAACCCGUUUUGAAGAACCGGAAAUGGAAGCUUAAAGAAGUUAGGUAACUAGUCCAAGAUCACACAGCCCCAGAAAGUCUCAAAGCUGGGAUUCAAGCUCCGGCUGUCUCGUUCCAAAGUUCAUGCUCUUAACCCCCAGGCCACACUGCCCCCUUCCCCGACUCUCCCAGGCUGCUCUAGUCUCUCCCCUGCCCUAGAAGAUCAUACCAAGGAUAAAAGGAUGAUCUAGGUCGGAAUUACCAGUAGCCCCGAGGAGGCCUGCCUCCCACAGAGCCCGACUGUGCAGGCUUCUGUGGACCUCCCCCCACGUCUCCCACCAACACUGGACAGACAAAGGACACCGGUGAGAUAGGAGUGGGAGGGUAGGGAAGGGCUUCCUGGAGGAGAUGGAAGCAGGAGCACUAGCCUGGCAGUGUGGGGAAGACCAUGCAAAUGGAGGAGGGAGAGGGGCCUCUGGGCAUGGGAACUCCUUGGUGUCCUUUGUGACACCUGAGGCUGGAGAGGCCAGAUGAGGCUGAGCUGGGGAGGUUUUAUGGCUCCAGGGUAAAGCCAAAGGUCCUGGUCGGGUUGGCAGUGAGGAGCCACAGAGGGUCCCGGGCUGGGUCAGAGCCCACAGCCCCACAGCCGCUCAGACCUUUGCUUCCUCUCUCCUGCCCCAGCCGUCUAUGCCUGCAGAUGCCCAAAGUGACAACCCGAAAGGCUAAAUAAACCUGAGACUGGGCCACAGGGCCCCCUCGCUCUCUGCCCCUCCCACCCCAUUAUCAACCUUCUCACUCCACCCACCAGG